Molecule: messenger RNA, 1575 nt
Organism: Trichomycterus rosablanca
Lineage: Eukaryota; Metazoa; Chordata; Actinopteri; Siluriformes; Trichomycteridae
Gene: rgs18
Product: regulator of G protein signaling 18
Exons: 5
Coding region: 1-711 (236 amino acids)
Source: RefSeq, a predicted model, not a curated record
AUGGAAAUCUUCGUCUUUCUGUUUCCUCAGUUCGACUCAACCGCCCCCAAGGAGGAAGUGCAUUUCAAAAUGCUCGGCGAGACGGUGUGGCGUGCCACCAAAAUGAAACACGGCAGCUCAAGCAGUAACAAAGACAAAGAAAAGGACAAAGACAAAAAGAGUCGACUCAGCGUGCUGAUGACCAAAUCCGGCUCGCAUGAAAACGUCAGUCAGGACAAAAACUCACCCGCUAAUAGUAACCACGUUCCACCUGACGUCGCUCUGAUAUGGAGCGAUUCGUUUGAAGAGCUGCUGGCACAUCCAGAUGGAGUGGAGACCUUCACGCAGUUCCUUCGCUCCCAGUUCAGCGAGGAGAACAUCGAGUUCUGGUUAGCAUGUGAGGAGUACAAGACCACGUCCGCUUCCAAUCUGCAGUCCAAGGCCAAGCAAAUGUACGCCGUGUUCAUCGACGCCGACGCGCCUAAAGAGAUAAACAUCGACCACUCGACCCGACAGGCCAUUCAGACGAACAUCGCAAAGCCGACCGUGUCGUGUUUCGAUGCUGCGCAGAGUAAAAUUUACGCUCUGAUGAAGAAGGACUGCUACCCGCGCUUCCUCGGCUCUGACCUCUACCUCAGCCUGACCAAGAGAAAAGCGCCACCGGCCAUGACCAGGAGAAGGUCCAGAUCCUUCGUCUUCAGCGACCGUGAGGAUGCCGCCGCCUGGAUGUGAAGCCGCGGUUUGGGCUGCAGUGAUUUACAGUCUUUGCUUUGCUAAACUCCUGAUAGAAACGCAUUAGGAAUGGAAUCAGGGGAAAUUAUUUACACUAUCUGGCCAAAAGUUUGUAGAUACCCCUUCAAAUCAUUACAUCAAAGCCACACCCUUUGCUAGCGGGUUAUAAAAUAUUUUUUUUUUUUUUAUAUAUAUAUAUAUAUAUUUCAUGCUUUCAAGAUUGUAGCAGAAGUUUGGGGAAGGGCCUGUCCUGUUCCAGUAUGAUUAUUUAUGCCCCUCUAUACUGCAGGGGCAUAAAUAAUGGGUAGUUUGCAAAUUCAGGCUCAUGAGGGACAGUUUAACCGUUUUUCGGUACAUGGAGGGAGACGUUAGCUGGCAUGUUAGCGGGUUGUGCCGCCUCAGCUCGUCGGUUUGAACGGCCCGAGGCUAACUGUGUUAGCUUAGUAAGCUAAAUCGCCAUAAUACCUGCCUAAGUAGUGUGUCUAAAUAAUGUGCCUCAUGAGUCCGAUGUCUUAUUAGAACCCUCUCUACUGAGGCAGCUGAUCAGGUGGGCAGUAGGCAGCAAGGCAGCUCACUAGGUUUUUGGACAGACCCCGUGUUUUGCAAAACUGAGAUCACACUUUGUGAUGUCAUAAUGUACACGGUCCGCAUAAAAUCAGCUAUAAAACGACUUCAGCUGUGUUUUUCCGGUUCGCAUUUGCCACAGUUGCACUGCGUAAAUUAUUUAUAAGCAUUAUUGUUUAGCCUAAGAAUUACUACUAAGCUCUGACUACAAGAUUCAAAUCCUUUCAUGUUGUAAAUUGUACAUAAAGCUAAAAUUGUGUCAUAAAUCGGUGUAUAAUAAAAAUGUGCCUUGAUAAUAAA